Molecule: messenger RNA, 3609 nt
Organism: Stegastes partitus (bicolor damselfish)
Lineage: Eukaryota; Metazoa; Chordata; Actinopteri; Pomacentridae
Product: protocadherin alpha-5-like
Exons: 3
Coding region: 1-3609 (1202 amino acids)
Biological process (GO): homophilic cell-cell adhesion
Cellular component (GO): plasma membrane
Molecular function (GO): calcium ion binding
Source: RefSeq, a predicted model, not a curated record
AUGUCUACAAUUAACCGAAGUCCUGUGGUGGUAUACGUGUUAUUCGUACUGUUGGAUUGUUACUGGGAAGCGGUGUCCGGGCAGCUCUCCUACUCCAUAUCUGAAGAGGUGAAUCCGGGGACUUCUGUUGGAAAUUUAGCCAAGGAUCUAAAUCUCGGUGUCCAUGAGCUGGAGUCUCGUAUGUUUCAGCUCGUUAAUGGAUCAAAGAGGAAAUAUUUCGAGGUAAAUCUCAAGACUGGAGUUCUCUUUGUCAGUGACAGAAUAGACAGAGAGGAGCUCUGUGCAAAGGCAGCGAAAUGCACAGUGAGCGUAGAGGCUGUGAUAAAUGCUCCCUUGAAGCUUUAUCGUUUAGAAAUAAAUAUUUUAGACGUUAACGAUAAUGAUCCAUCUUUCAGUAGUAAUUCGCAGAAUAUUGAAAUUGCCGAGAGCACAUUACCUGGUACUAAGUUUCUUGUGUUGUCGGCGUACGAUGCUGAUGUAGGAAAAAAUGGUAUCAGCACGUACAAAUUAAAUCAGAAUGAAUAUUUUUCUUUAGCGGUGCACAAAGGAGAGAGUGUGUCUGCUGAACUAGUCCUCCAGAAACCUUUAGACCGAGAAAAACAGCCUGUAAUAAAACUCACGUUGACUGCUGUAGAUGGAGGAACACCUCCGAAAUCUGGAACAUCACAGUUAAUAAUCAAUGUCUUAGAUGUUAAUGACAAUGUACCAAUAUUUACCAAACCAUUAUAUAAAACAAGCGUUGCUGAAAAUGCACCGCUCGGUACAUCAGUAAUAACAGUGACUGCAGCGGACGAUGAUGAAGGGCCUAACGGGGAGAUUUCAUAUUCACUGAGCAGCAAAGAUCAAGAUCAUGUUUUAAAUUUAUUUCAAAUUGAUGAGCACACUGGAUUAUUGACAGUUAAAGGAAAAAUUGAUUAUGAGGAGCACCCGGCUUUUGAAAUCCGCGUGCAAGCUGGUGACAAAGGCUUCCCCCCAAUGACUGCACAGUGCAAAGUCCUAAUAGAAGUAGUGGAUUUAAACGACAAUACUCCUGAAAUAUCCGUCACAACGCUGACGAACACUGUGAAAGAGGAUGCAAAAAUAGGUACUGCGAUUGCACUUGUGUCAGUCCUGGACAGAGAUGGGGGUAAGAAUGGAAUAGUGCAUUGUGAUAUUAAAGAUGGGAGCCCAUUUAAAUUGGAAACAAAUUAUAAAAACUAUUACUCUUUGGUAGUAAACGGGGAGCUAGACAGAGAGAGCGAUUCAUAUUAUAAUGUCACUAUUACAGCUAAAGAUGACGGAAUCCCAGCUCUAACAAGCACCAGGGAUCUGACCGUUUAUAUUUCCGAUGUUAAUGACAACUCUCCUAGUUUUUCAGAAACCUUGUUAAACGUGUAUGUUAAAGAGAACAGUCCAGUUGGACAUGUUAUAAAAAGAGUAUCUGCACUUGAUGCAGACACUGCUGAAAAUGCACAAGUGAGCUAUUCAAUUGCAGAGAGUAACAGUCACGUAUUGCCACUCUCUACAAUGAUAAACAUCAACUCAGACACAGGAGAAAUUAUCAGCCUGCAGUCGUUUAACUAUGAGGAGUUAAAAACGUUCCAGUUCAAAGUUCAGGCCACAGACUCUGGUGUUCCUCCACUCAGCAGCAACGUCACUGUGAACGUUUUGAUUCUAGAUGAAAAUGAUAAUAAUCCAACAAUUCUCGCUCCCUAUUCUGAGCAUGGCUCUGUUAACAGUGAGAGCAUCCCCUAUUCUGCUGAAGCAGGAUACUUUGUGGCAAAGAUCAGGGCUGUAGACGCAGACUCUGGAUACAAUGCGCUGCUCUCUUAUCACCUGUCUGAACUCAAAGGAAACAACCUGUUCAGGAUCGGAACCAGCACCGGAAUGAUGCCUUCACCGUGUAGCAAAUGCUCUGUCUGGAUAUAUUUAAUGGUGCUGAUACUGAAAUGUUGCUGGGAUGAAGCGUCUGGGCAGCUCUCUUAUUCCGUCUCAGAGGAGGUAAACUCGGGAACAUUUGUGGGAAACAUCGCUAAGGAUUUACACUUGAACGUACAUGAUUUGGAGUCCCGCAUGUUCAGGAUUGUUGCUGGAUCAAAGAGAAAAUAUUUCGAGGUAAAUACGAAGACUGGCGUUCUCUACGUGAAUGAGAGAAUAGACAGAGAGGAGCUCUGCGCGAAAGCUGCGAAAUGUACUGUCAAUGUCGAGGCUGUGAUAAACGAACCUUUAAAGCUGUACCGUAUAGAAAUUAAUAUUCUUGAUGUCAACGAUAAUUUUCCGUAUUUCAUUGCAAAAUCGCAAAGUAUAGACAUUGCAGAAAGCACAUUGCCCGGGAUUAAAUUCCCCCUGCUGCAAGCCUAUGAUGCAGAUGUCGGAAAGAACGGCAUAAACACAUACAAGCUCAGCUCAAAUGAACAUUUCUCAUUAGCAAUAAGCAAGUCAGGGGAGAGUAUUUCUACUGAGUUAGUGUUGCAGAAAGCGUUAGACAGAGAAAAGGAGCCUCUGAUUACGCUUACUUUGACAGCCUUAGAUGAUGGAAGUCCGCCGAAGUCUGGAACCUCAGAAAUUAUAAUUAAUGUUUUGGAUAAUAAUGAUAAUACACCAGUGUUUGCAAAGUCGUUGUACAAAGCUCGUGUAUUUGAAAAUGUGCAAAUUGGUACAACUCUGUUGACUUUAAAUGCCACAGACGCAGACGAAGGACCAAACAAAGAAAUAAUAUACACACUUAGCACAAAAGAGCAGGACCAUAUACUGCAGAUUUUUAAAAUCGAUCCAAACACUGGCACGCUGACAGUUGAAGGAAAUGUAGAUUUUGAGGAACACUCCGCGUUUGAGAUUCGUGCACAAGCCAGUGACAAAGGCUAUCCUCCAAUGUCUGCUCAUUGUAAAGUGCUGGUAGAAGUGUUGGAUCUAAAUGACAACGCUCCUGAGAUUACUGUGACGUCGUUACUGAGCACAGUGAAGGAGGAUGCUAAAGUAGGUACAGCUAUUGCACUUGUCUCUGUGUUGGACAAAGAUGGGGGCAAGAAUGGUGAAGUUCACUGUGCCAUAGCUAACAGUGCUCCCUUUAAAUUGGAAACAAACUAUAAAAACUACUAUUCACUGGUAGUUGAUGGUCCUCUAGACCGAGAGAGCAUCUCUAGUUAUAAUGUUACAAUAACAGCAAGUGAUGGAGGCAACCCCUCCCUCUCCAGCACCAGUAUUAUUACUAUUCACGUUUCUGAUGUCAAUGACAACGCACCUCGCUUCUCAUCGCCAGACAUUAAUAUUUAUGUAAAUGAGAACAGCAAAGUAGGCGAAGUUCUUAAAGCAGUAACCGCACAAGAUGCUGAUAUUGAUCAAAAUGGCCAGGUGAGUUAUUCAUUGAUCCAUAGUAACAGUAACUCACUGCCACUUUCUACAAUGGUGAAUAUCAACACAGAGACUGGAGAUAUAAUCAGUCUGCAGUCUUUUAACUACGAAGAAUUGAAAACAUUUCAGUUCAAAGUUCAGGCCACAGACUCUGGUGUUCCUCCGCUCAGCAGCAAUGUGACUGUCAACGUUUUAAUUCUAGAUGAAAAUGAUAAUAAUCCAACAAUUCUCGCUCCCUAUUCUGAGCACGAAGAAGCAAUCAAGAUUCUUAAGUUUUAG